UGGCCGGCCGUCUCGGUUCCGCUUCUGCCCGCGGCCCCGAGCCCCAUUCAUUGCCUCGCUGCUGAGAGGCGCCGCGUCGUCUCGAGCCGGCCCGGGGCCUUCCGAGGCUGCCCUGAGGGGCGGGAGGCCGCCAUGGCGACCCUGGAAAAGCUGAUGAAGGCCUUCGAGUCCCUCAAGUCCUUUCAGCAGCAGCAGCAGCAGCAGCAGCAGCAGCAGCAGCAGCAGCAGCAGCAGCAGCCGCCGCCGCCGUCGCCUCAGCCUCAGCCUCAGCCUCAGCCGCCCCCGCCGCCGCCGCCGCCGCCACCUCCCGGCCCGGCCGUGGCUGAGGAGCCGCUGCACCGACCAAAGAAAGAACUCUCAGCCACCAAGAAAGACCGUGUGAAUCAUUGUCUGACAAUAUGUGAAAACAUAGUGGCACAGUCUCUCAGAAAUUCUCCAGAAUUUCAGAAACUUCUGGGCAUCGCUAUGGAACUUUUUCUGCUGUGCAGUGAUGAUGCAGAGUCAGAUGUCAGGAUGGUGGCUGAUGAAUGCCUCAACAAAGUUAUAAAAGCUUUGAUGGAUUCUAAUCUUCCAAGAUUACAGUUAGAACUCUAUAAGGAGAUUAAAAAGAAUGGUGCCCCUCGAAGUUUGCGUGCUGCCCUGUGGAGGUUUGCUGAGCUGGCUCACCUGGUUCGCCCUCAGAAAUGCAGACCUUACCUGGUGAACCUUCUGCCAUGCCUGACUCGAACCAGCAAGAGACCCGAGGAGUCAGUCCAGGAGACUUUGGCUGCAGCUGUGCCCAAGAUUAUGGCGUCUUUUGGCAGUUUUGCAAAUGACAGUGAAAUUAAGGUUCUGCUAAAGGCUUUCAUAGCGAAUCUGAAGUCAAGCUCCCCUACCGUUCGGCGGACGGCAGCAGGAGCAGCAGUGAGCAUCUGCCAGCACUCCAGAAGGACGCAGUAUUUUUAUAGCUGGCUACUAAAUGUGCUCUUAGGUCUGCUGGUCCCUGUCGAGGAUGAACACUCCACCCUCCUGAUUCUUGGUGUGCUGCUCACUUUGAGAUAUUUGGUGCCCUUGCUGCAGCAGCAGGUCAAGGACAUGAGCCUGAAAGGCAGCUUCGGGGUGACACGGAAAGAAAUGGAAGUCUCUCCCUCUGCAGAGCAGCUUGUCCAGGUUUAUGACCUGACCUUGCGUCAUACACAGCACCAGGACCACAACGUCGUGACGGGAGCCCUUGAACUCCUGCAGCAGCUCUUCAGGACCCCCCCGCCUGAGCUCCUGCAAGCUCUGACCACGACAGGCGGGAUUGGGCAGCUGGCGGUGGCUAAAGAUGAGUCCAGUGGCCGCAGUCGUAGUGGGAGUAUUGUGGAACUCAUAGCUGGAGGGGGUUCCUCAUGCAGCCCUGUCCUUUCAAGGAAACAAAAAGGCAAAGUGCUCUUAGGAGAAGAAGAAGCCUUGGACGAUGACUCUGAAUCGAGGUCAGACGUCAGCAGCUCAGCCUUUGCAGCCUCAGUGAAAGGUGAGAUCAGUGGAGAGCUGGCUGCUUCUCCGGGAGUCUCCACUGCUGGGUCUGCAGAUCACGACAUCAUAACUGAGCAGCCACGGUCACAGCACACGUUGCAGGCAGACUCGGUGGAUCUGGCUGGCUGUGACUUGUCGAGUGCAGCUACCGACGGGGACGAGGAGGAUAUCUUGAGCCAUAGCUCUAGCCAAAUCAGCGCUGUCCCGUCUGACCCUGCCAUGGACCUGAACGAUGGGACCCAGGCCUCUUCGCCCAUCAGCGACAGCUCCCAGACCACCACUGAAGGGCCUGAUUCAGCUGUGACCCCUUCAGACAGUUCGGAAAUUGUGUUAGAUGGUGCUGACAGCCAGUACUCAGGCUCGCAGACUGGACAGACACAAGAUGAAGAUGAGGAGGUCGCAGGUCUUCCUCCCGAUGAAGCCUCGGAACCUUUUGAAAACUCUUUAGUUGCCCUUCAACAAGCACAUUUGUUGAAAAACAUGGGUCAUAGCAGGCAGCCUUCUGACAGCAGUAUAGAUAAAUUUGUAUCAAGAGAUGAAGCUGCUGAACCAGGUGAUCAAGAAAACAAGCCUUGCCGUAUCAGAGGAGACAUAGGGCAGUCCACUGAUGACGAUUCUGCACCUCUUGUCCAUUGUGUCCGCCUUUUAUCUGCUUCAUUUUUGCUAACUGGGGAAAAAAAUGCGCUGGUUCCAGACAGGGAUGUGAGGGUCAGUGUGAAGGCCCUGGCACUCAGCUGUGUUGGAGCAGCCGUGGCCCUUCAUCCGGAAUCUUUCUUCAGCAAACUGUACAAAGUACCUCUUGACAUCACAGAAUGCCCUGAGGAGCUUUAUGUCUCAGACAUCUUGAACUACACUGAUCACGGGGACCCACAGGUCAGAGGAGCCUCUGCCAUUCUCUGCGGGACCCUUGUCUCUUCCAUCCUCAGUAGGUCCCGCUUCCACGUGGGAGACUGGAUGGGCGCCGUGAGAACUCGGACAGGAAAUACAUUUUCUCUGGUGGACUGCAUUCCUUUGCUGCGGAAAACUUUGAAGGAUGAAUCUUCUGUUACUUGCAAGAUGGCUUGUACCGCUGUGCGGCACUGUGUCAUGAGCCUCUGCAGCAGCAGCUACAGUGAGUUAGGCCUGCAGCUGAUUGUCGAUGUGCUGGCUCUGAGGAAUAGUUCCUACUGGCUGGUGAGGACAGAACUUUUGGAAACUCUUGCAGAGAUUGACUUUAGGCUGGUGAGCUUUUUGGAGGCAAAAGCAGAAAACAUGCAUCGAGGGGCUCCUCAUCAUACAGGGCUUUUAAAACUGCAAGACCGGGUGCUCAACAAUGUCGUCAUCUAUUUGCUUGGGGAUGAAGACCCCAGGGUGCGACACGUUGCUGCUGCGUCCUUAAUGAGGCUUGUGCCAAAGCUGUUUUAUAAAUGUGACCAAGGACAGGCUGAUCCAGUAGUGGCUGUGGCAAGAGAUCAAAGCAGUGUUUACCUGAAACUUCUCAUGCAUGAGACGCAGCCUCCGUCUCACUUCUCUGUCAGCACAAUAACCAGAAUAUAUAGAGGCUAUAACUUACUCCCAAGCAUAACAGAUGUCACUAUGGAAAACAACCUUUCAAGAGUUGUUGCAGCAGUUUCUCAUGAACUAAUCACAUCAACCACGCGAGCACUCACAUUUGGAUGCUGUGAAGCUUUGUGUCUUCUUUCAACUGCCUUCCCAGUUUGCAUCUGGAGUUUAGGUUGGCAUUGUGGAGCUCCCCCACUGAGUGCCUCAGAUGAGUCUAGAAAGAGCUGUACUGUCGGGAUGGCCACAGUGAUUCUUACCCUACUCUCAUCAGCUUGGUUCCCAUUGGAUCUCUCAGCCCAUCAAGAUGCUCUGGUUUUGGCUGGAAACUUGCUUGCAGCCAGUGCCCCCAAAUCUCUGAGAAGUCCAUGGACCUCAGAGGAAGAAGCCAACCCUGCAGCUACCAAACAAGAGGAGGUCUGGCCAGCCCUGGGUGAGCGGACGCUGGUGCCCAUGGUGGAGCAGCUCUUCUCCCACCUGCUGAAGGUGAUUAACAUCUGCGCCCAUGUCUUGGACGAUGUGGCUCCUGGUCCAGCGAUAAAGGCAGCCUUGCCUUCUCUGACAAAUCCCCCUUCUCUAAGUCCCAUCCGACGAAAGGGAAAGGAGAAAGAACCAGGAGAACAAGCAUCAGUACCGUUGAGUCCCAAGAAAGGCAGCGAGGCCAGUGCAGCUUCUAGACAGUCUGAUACCUCAGGGCCUGUUACAACAAGUAAAUCCUCAUCUCUGGGGAGUUUCUAUCAUCUUCCUUCAUACCUCAAAUUGCAUGAUGUCCUGAAAGCUACUCACGCUAACUACAAGGUCACCUUGGAUCUUCAGAACAGCACUGAAAAGUUUGGUGGGUUUCUGCGCUCUGCCUUGGAUGUUCUCUCUCAGAUUCUAGAACUGGCAACACUGCAGGACAUCGGGAAGUGUGUUGAAGAAAUCCUAGGAUACCUGAAAUCUUGCUUUAGUCGAGAGCCAAUGAUGGCAACGGUUUGUGUACAACAGUUGUUGAAGACUCUCUUUGGAACAAACUUGGCCUCCCAGUUUGAUGGCUUAUCUUCCAACCCCAGCAAGUCUCAAGGACGAGCACAACGCCUUGGCUCAUCCAGCGUGAGGCCAGGCUUGUAUCACUACUGCUUCAUGGCUCCGUACACCCACUUCACCCAGGCCUUAGCGGAUGCCAGCCUGCGGAACAUGGUGCAGGCAGAGCAGGAGCACGACACCUCGGGAUGGUUUGAUGUACUCCAGAAAGUGUCUACACAAUUGAAGACAAACCUCACGAGCCUCACAAAGAACCGUGCAGAUAAGAAUGCUAUUCAUAAUCACAUUCGUUUAUUUGAGCCUCUUGUUAUAAAGGCUUUAAAACAGUACACGACGACAACAUCUGUGCAGUUACAGAAGCAGGUUCUAGAUUUGCUGGCGCAGCUGGUUCAGUUACGGGUUAAUUACUGUCUUCUGGAUUCAGAUCAGGUGUUUAUUGGGUUUGUGUUGAAACAGUUUGAAUACAUCGAAGUGGGCCAGUUCAGGGAAUCAGAGGCAAUUAUUCCAAGCAUCUUUUUCUUCCUGGUAUUACUGUCUUAUGAACGCUAUCAUUCAAAACAGAUCAUUGGAAUCCCUAAAAUCAUUCAGCUGUGUGAUGGCAUCAUGGCCAGUGGGAGGAAGGCUGUGACACAUGCCAUACCUGCUCUGCAGCCCAUAGUCCACGACCUCUUUGUGUUAAGAGGAGCAAAUAAGGCUGAUGCAGGAAAAGAGCUUGAAACCCAGAAGGAAGUGGUGGUGUCAAUGCUACUGAGACUCAUCCAGCACCAUCAGGUGUUGGAGAUGUUCAUUCUCGUCCUGCAGCAGUGCCACAAGGAGAACGAAGACAAGUGGAAACGGCUGUCUCGGCAGGUCGCUGAUAUCAUCCUCCCAAUGCUAGCCAAGCAACAGAUGCACAUUGACUCUCAUGAAGCCCUUGGAGUCUUAAAUACCUUAUUUGAGAUACUGGCCCCUUCCUCCCUCCGUCCAGUGGACAUGCUUUUACGGAGUAUGUUUGUCACUCCAAACACGAUGGCAUCUGUGAACACUGUUCAACUGUGGAUAUCAGGGAUCCUAGCCAUUUUGAGGGUUCUAAUUUCCCAGUCAACUGAAGAUAUUGUUCUUUCUCGUAUUCAGGAGCUCUCCUUCUCUCCAUAUUUAAUCUCCUGUCCAGUAAUUAAUAGAUUAAGAGAUGGGGACAGUAAUUCAACCCCAGAAGAACACAGUAAAGGGAGACAAAUGAAGAAUUUGCCAGAAGAAAUAUUUUCAAGGUUUCUGUUACAGCUCGUUGGUAUUCUUUUAGAGGACAUUGUUACAAAACAGCUAAAAGUAGAAAUGAGUGAACAGCAACAUACUUUCUAUUGCCAAGAACUAGGCACGCUGCUGAUGUGUCUGAUCCACAUCUUCAAGUCUGGAAUGUUCCGGAGAAUCACAGCAGCUGCCACUAAGCUCUUUACCAGCGAUGGCUGUGAGGGCAGCUUCUAUACCCUGGAGAGCUUGAACGCACAGGUGCGCUCUAUGGUCCCCACUCACCCAGCCCUGGUGCUCCUCUGGUGUCAGAUCCUGCUGCUCGUCAACCACACUGACUACCGCUGGUGGGCAGAGGUGCAGCAGACUCCCAGAAGACACAGUCUGUCCAGCACAAAGUUACUCAGUCCUCAGAUGCCUGGAGAGGAGGAGGAUUCUGACUUGGCAGCCAAACUUGGAAUGUGCAACAGAGAAAUAGUGCGCAGAGGGGCUCUCAUCCUCUUCUGCGAUUAUGUUUGUCAGAACCUCCAUGACUCGGAGCACUUAACGUGGCUCAUAGUGAACCACAUUCAAGAUCUGAUCUGUCUGUCCCACGAGCCCCCGGUGCAGGACUUCAUUAGUGCUGUUCAUCGGAAUUCUGCUGCUAGUGGCCUCUUCAUCCAGGCAAUUCAGUCUCGUUGUGAAAAUCUUUCCACACCCACCACUCUGAAGAAGACUCUCCAGUGCUUGGAAGGUAUCCACCUCAGCCAGUCAGGUGCUGUGCUCACGCUGUAUGUGGACAGGCUUCUGUGCACGCCCUUCCGUGUGCUGGCUCGCAUGGUGGACACCCUCGCCUGUCGCCGGGUAGAAAUGCUUUUGGCUGCAAAUUUACAGAGCAGCACGGCCCAGUUGCCAGUGGAAGAACUAAACAGAAUCCAGGAAUACCUUCAGAGCAGCGGGCUCGCUCAGAGACACCAAAGGCUCUAUUCCCUGCUGGACAGGUUUCGUCUCUCCGCUGUGCAAGACUCACUCAGCCCCUCCCCUCCGGUCACUUCCCACCCACUGGAUGGGGACGGGCACGUGUCCCUGGAAACAGUGAGUCCAGACAAAGACUGGUACAUUCGUGUUGUCAGAUCCCAGUGUUGGACCAGGUCAGAUUCUGCACUGCUGGAAGGUGCAGAGCUGGUGAAUCGGAUCCCUGCCGAAGACAUGAGUGCCUUCAUGAUGAACUCGGAGUUCAACCUAAGCUUAUUAGCUCCAUGCUUAAGCCUGGGCAUGAGUGAAAUUUCUGGUGGCCACAAGAGUCCUCUUUUUGAAGCAGCCCGUGGGGUGACUCUAGACCGUGUGAGCAGCGUUGUUCAACAGCUUCCUGCUGUCCACCAGGUCUUCCAACCCUUCCUGCCCACAGAGCCCACAGCCUACUGGAGCAAGCUGAAUGAUCUAUUUGGGGAUGCCACGUUUUAUCCGUCCCUGACCACUCUGGCCCGGGCCCUGGCGCAGUACCUGGUGGUGGUCUCCAAACUACCUGUCAGUUUGCACUUUCCUCCUGAGAAGGAGAGGGACAUGGUGAAGUUUGUGGUGAUGACCCUCGAGGCCCUGUCAUGGCAUUUGAUCCACGAGCAGGUCCCACUGAGCUUGGAUCUCCAGGCGGGGCUAGACUGCUGCUGCCUGGCCCUGCAGCUGCCCAGCCUCUGGAGUGUGGUCUCCUGUGCAGAGUUUGUGACCCACGCCUGCUCUCUCAUUCACUGCGUGCGGUUCGUGCUGGAGGCCAUUGCAGUGCAGCCUGGAGACCAGCUUCUUAGUCCAGAAAGAAGGACAAAUACUCGAAAGGCUGUCAGAGAGGACGAAAUUGGUUCAGACACACAGAGUCCUAAGUAUAUCAUCACGGCCUGCGAGAUGGUGGCAGAAAUGGUGGAGUCUCUGCAGUCGGUGUUGGCUUUGGGUCAUAAGAGGAACAGCAGUGUGCCAGCGUUCCUCACCCCUGUGCUCAAGAACAUUGUCAUCAGCCUGGCCCGCUUGCCCCUUGUCAACAGCUACACACGCGUGCCCCCUCUGGUCUGGAAACUCGGAUGGUCACCUAAACCGGGUGGUGAUUUUGGCACAGUGUUCCCCGAGAUCCCUGUGGAGUUCCUCCAGGAAAAGGAAGUCUUUAAGGAGUUCAUCUACCGCAUCAACACACUAGGGUGGACCAGUCGUACCCAGUUUGAAGAAACUUGGGCCACCCUCCUUGGUGUGCUGGUGACGCAGCCCCUCGUGAUGGAGCAGGAGGAGAGCCCACCGGAGGAAGACACGGAGAGGACCCAGAUCAACGUCCUGGCUGUGCAGGCCAUCACUUCCCUGGUGCUCAGUGCAAUGACUGUGCCCGUGGCCGGCAACCCAGCUGUGAGCUGCUUGGAGCAGCAGCCCCGGAACAAGCCCCUGAAAGCUCUAGAUACCAGGAUCGGGAGGAAGCUGAGCAUUAUCAGAGGGAUUGUGGAGCAGGAGAUCCAAGCAAUGGUUUCAAAGAGAGAGAAUAUCACCACCCAUCACUUAUACCAGGCGUGGGAUCCUGUGCCUUCUCUGUCUCCAGCUACUACAGGCGCCCUUAUCAGCCAUGAGAAGCUGCUGCUGCAGAUCAACCCCGAGCGCGAGCUGGGGAACAUGAGCUACAAGCUGGGCCAGGUGUCCAUACACUCUGUGUGGCUGGGAAACAGCAUCACACCUCUGCGACAGGAGGAGUGGGACGAGGAGGAGGAGGAGGAGGCCGAUGUUCCCGCAACUUCAUCAGCACCCACAUCUCCAGUCAACUCCAGGAAACACCGGGCUGGAGUCGACAUCCAUUCCUGUUCACAGUUUCUGCUUGAAUUGUACGCUCGCUGGGUCCUGCCGUCCAGUUCAGCCAGAAGGACCCCCGUCAUCCUCAUCAGCGAAGUGGUUCGAUCUCUUCUGGUGGUCUCAGAUUUGUUUACUGAGCGCAACCAGUUUGAGAUGAUGUACCUGACGCUGACAGAGCUGCGGAGGGUGCAUCCUUCAGAAGACGAGAUUCUUGUGCAGUACUUGGUGCCCGCCACCUGCAAGGCAGCCGCCGUCCUGGGAAUGGACAAAGCCGUGGCAGAGCCAGUCAGCCGCCUGCUGGAGAGCACACUCAGGAGCAGCCACCUGCCCAGCAGGAUCGGAGCCCUGCAUGGCAUCCUCUAUGUGCUGGAGUGUGACCUCCUGGACGACACUGCCAAGCAGCUUGUCCCCGUUGUCAGCGACUAUAUCCUCUCCAACCUCAAAGUGAUUGCCCACUGCGUGAACAUCCACAGCCAGCAGCACGUGCUGGUGAUGUGUGCCACUGCGUUCUACCUGAUCGAGAACUACCCUCUGGACGUGGGGCCAGAGUUCUCAGCAUCAGUAAUACAGAUGUGUGGGGUGAUGCUGUCCGGAAGUGAGGAGUCCACUCCCUCCAUCAUUUACCACUGCGCCCUCCGAGGCCUGGAGCGCCUCCUGCUCUCAGAGCAGCUCUCCCGGCUGGACACGGAAUCCCUGGUUAAGCUGAGCGUGGACAGAGUGAACGUACACAGCCCGCAUCGGGCCAUGGCGGCCCUGGGCCUGAUGCUCACCUGCAUGUACACAGGAAAGGAGAAAAUCAGUCCGGGUAGAGCCUCGGACCCUAACCCUGCAGCCCCAGACAGCGAGUCAGUGAUUGUUGCCAUGGAGCGGGUGUCUGUGCUUUUCGACAGGAUCAGGAAAGGGUUUCCCUGUGAAGCCAGGGUGGUGGCAAGGAUCCUGCCUCAGUUUUUAGAUGACUUCUUCCCACCCCAGGAUGUCAUGAACAAGGUCAUUGGGGAGUUUCUGUCCAACCAGCAGCCAUACCCCCAGUUCAUGGCCACUGUCGUGUAUAAGGUUUUCCAGACUCUGCACAGCACUGGGCAGUCAUCCAUGGUCCGGGACUGGGUCAUGCUCUCCCUCUCCAACUUCACGCAGAGGACCCCGGUCGCCAUGGCCACGUGGAGCCUCUCCUGCUUCUUUGUCAGCGCCUCCACCAGCCCGUGGGUUUCAGCCAUCCUUCCGCACGUCAUCAGCAGGAUGGGCAAGCUGGAGCAGGUGGACGUGAACCUUUUCUGCCUGGUCGCCACAGACUUUUACAGACACCAGAUAGAGGAGGAGCUCGACCGCAGGGCCUUCCAGUCUGUGUUUGAGGUGGUUGCGGUGCCAGGAAGCCCGUACCACCGGCUGCUGACUUGUUUGCGAAAUGUCCACAAGGUUACCACCUGCUGAGUGCCUGAGGUGGGAGAAGCCAGGAGGAAUUGGUGAUUGGGGCCGGAGCCUCCAGGAGCCUGCGCCAGGCCAGCUCGGUCACUGCAGGCUUCCGCUCACGUCACACAGGCAGCCCAGCAGUGUGUGGGUUUUUGCCACGUGGCAGAAGUGUUCCUGCAGCAAGCUGGUUGUGCAGGGGACAUAGGAGUGUUGCUGGGGGAAAGCUGAGCCCUUAGAGAGCAGGAGCCACGGUAUGGCUGGCCUUCACGCUGCAGCCAGGGGCAGCACCCACUGACAAGGCGUUUCUUUCUCCCAAUGUUCACCUCUUGGUUGUCGCCAGGUUGCAGCUGCCCUUGCGUCUGGGACAGAAGUCCUCACUCUUGCAGGCUGGCCAUUGGCUCCUCGGCUACCCCACAGGUAGAUCACGCCACCCACAGGCUUUGAGAGCACACCCCGUGUCUCCCAGUGGUGUGCUCCCCGCACUCUCUGUCUGCAUGCACAGACACUGCGGCGGGUGCCAGGCUGGAGGCUGGGAGUGCCAGACACACAGCGCCACCUCCCUUUCUCUGUUUUCUUCUCAGGAUUCAAAAUUUAAUUAUAUCAGUAAAGAGAUUAAUUUUAAUGUAA
This is a messenger RNA of Cynocephalus volans (Philippine flying lemur), 10110 nucleotides long. It is a transcript of the gene HTT, whose product is annotated as huntingtin. The record is from RefSeq and is a predicted model, not a curated record. NCBI's taxonomy places the organism in Eukaryota, Metazoa, Chordata, Mammalia, Dermoptera, Cynocephalidae. Gene Ontology annotation, cellular component: cytoplasm; nucleus. Gene Ontology annotation, biological process: microtubule-based transport. The transcript is spliced from 67 exons. Bases 133 to 9504 code for a protein of 3123 amino acids.